This is a messenger RNA of Phycomyces blakesleeanus NRRL 1555(-), 1222 nucleotides long. RefSeq lists its product as hypothetical. The transcript has 5 exons. The record is from RefSeq and is a predicted model, not a curated record. Lineage: Eukaryota; Fungi; Mucoromycota; Mucoromycetes; Mucorales; Phycomycetaceae. The coding region runs from base 87 to 1139 and encodes 350 amino acids. Gene Ontology annotation, molecular function: protein binding.
UUUAAACUUACAGAAAAAUUCUAAUAGUACUAAUUAAAAGAAGCAUAAUAUAAUAUAGAUACAACGGUAUAUAUAUAUAUAUAAUCAUGAGCGAUAAUAGUAUUAGUAAUAGUAUCAAUGAAGACUUUGUUAAAAAGAUUGUUAAGAAUCUAGAGGAUCCUCAAUGCAUAAAAGACAUUUUAGAAACCUCAAAACAAGCUGGCACAUUGUCUAAUGUAAUUAAUAAAAAAGAUCUGCAUGGCGAUGCAGUUGCUCAUUAUGCUGCCCGAGCUCAUGCUUUGGAUCUAUUAAAAUUAUUACACAAAUAUGGAGCUGAUCUUGAAGCCAUCAAUGACUAUGGUAGACGACCUAUACAUGAGACUAUUGAUAAUUUUGAAUGCCUUUUCUUUCUUGUCACUGAAUGCCAUGUUGAUGUUAAUGCAUUCAAACGAGGAGAUUGGACACCUAUUAUGAUUGCUGCCAUGAAGGGCUACUUGGAAAUUGUUCAUUUACUUUCAAAUUCAGGCGCAUUGUUGAAUCUUUCCACUAAAGAUGGCAGGACAGCCCUUCAUCUGGCAGUACAAAAUGGACAUGUUGAGAUUUCAAAGUUUCUUGCAAAAGAAUACCCUGGUGCAAUUACAAUGAGUACAAAAUCGGGACGUUGGCCUUUACAAGUAGCCACCGCUCUUCAGGAAUCUCCUGACGCAGCUUAUGAAAUCACAGUCAGUCUGAUAUCUACCUACACAUCUAAAGCCAAUUCCGUACCAGACUCGCUCUUGUUACUCCUACAGCACAAGGAUAAAUCCGGCAGAAAUCUUCUCCAGGAUGCAGUAGUGGCGCACAACCUCAGACUGGUCGAAUAUCUAUUAGAAAAGAAAGAUGCCUUUGCAGAUGAACCAGACUCCCUGGGACGUACUGUCCUGCACCAUGCAGCCAUGCUGGGUUACACUGAUAUACUUGAUAUUCUGUCCAAAAAGGCACAGUGCUUAAGCUGGGAUGCGCUCGACACAUGGGACCAUUGGACUCCGUUAAUGCAUGCCUCGAGAGAAGGCCAUCUUGAGACUGUGCGCUUCCUUUUAAGAGUAGGGGCAGACCAAAGUCUACGUGACAAGCAGGGAAGAACAGCCUGUGAAUUAGGCAACAUCCCUUUGGAAUCAUGAUGAUAUAGCUAACCUACUUUGUGUAAUCAAAACAGAGACAUAAGCCAUUUAAACCACAAAAAUAAAAUAGUAUAUAUAUAUAC